AUGAGUAGAGUGGACGAGCGAGUGUUAGACGGUGUGGUGCUGACCAACGCGCUGUCAACUGAGAAUUUUGAAGAGCUAUGCAAGCUUGCAAUACGGCUCUUUGGCACAGACAAGCAGAGUAAACGACGAUUAACGCGGGCAGCAUUAGCAUGUGGGUGGGAGUCUGAACAGACGGAGCAAGCGGUUCUCGUUAUUGCAAAGAUUCUUAUGGAUGGUACAAAGGCUGACAUGUCCGAGCAUGCCUUUCGAGCAUUUAUUAGAGAAAUGACGCUGCUGGAAAAACAUGUCGAAGUCCUCGCACAGGCCAUUCGAGAGUGUGUGUCUAGGGAUAAGAGCAUCAACAUUCCGCGUUAUCAGAAUUUGGAAUGGCGAAUCGACCUUGAGCUUGGUACGCGUUUUCACCGACACAAGCCAAAACCUGUCGUGACGCUUCGCCUGGACACGGCUACUCAAGACUGUAGCUCUACUGUAUCGCAAACUCAGUCGACUUGUCUACGCGUAAACUAUGACGGUCUCAAAUUAAUGCAGCGCCAGCUUGAGACUGCGCUGAAAGAAGUCGAUUCUAUACAUUGCAGCCGCAUCCAGCGAUUCUUGCACUAA
Plasmopara halstedii is the source of this 600-nucleotide messenger RNA. Its product is annotated as HCaRG. The record is from RefSeq and is a predicted model, not a curated record. Lineage: Eukaryota; Oomycota; Peronosporomycetes; Peronosporales; Peronosporaceae. Bases 1 to 600 code for a protein of 199 amino acids. The transcript is spliced from 6 exons.